AGUUUCACUUUCGCCAAAUCAUCCGAUUCUUCCUGAAACAUCUUGAGGUGGUCUGUAAGAAAGACAUUUUCAUCUUAUUUACUGACUGAGGAUUUAUAAAAGCAAGCAUCAUUAUGGUGAACUGCUGUGGUUUGGUGUCUGAGAAAAAUGUGCCAGUUCCUCUGAAGAGCAUCUCAGUGCAGCUGCACGUUCGGGAUCACGUGGCCUCUGUCCACUCCAGUCUGCAGUAUGUUAAUGAGGAGGAUCGUCCGCUAGACGCCAUGUUCGUCUUCCCACUGCCCGCCGAUGCCGCUAUCUGCCACUUCAGUGCCAAGAUUGGAGAGCAGGAGAUUGUGGCGGAGGUGCAAGACAAAGAGAGUGCGCGGGAUCAGUAUGAUGAUGCUGUGAGUUCGGGUCAGCAGGCGUUUCUGCUGGAAGAGAGUGAUGAGAGUUCAGACGUGUUCAGACUGAGUGUCGGCUGUUUGUCUUCGGGUCAGAAUGCCUCCAUCACCAUCGUCUACGUCAUCGAGCUCAGCAUUCAGGUCGAUCAUGCACUGCGCUUCUGUCUGCCGGCUGUACUCAACCCACGAUACACACCCGCAGCUUCAGCAGCCAGUGUUCCAGAAGUUUCCUCAGCAUGUGUUAUUCCUUACACUCUGUCACUGAGUGUUGAUGUAAGAUCUUCAGACCGAAUCUCCAGACUGGAGUCCAGCUGCCCUCUGGAUCCUCUGGAGUUCCUCGACGCGCAGCACACUCAUGCCACGGUGAAUCUGAGUGCUGGUCACCGGUUCGAUAAGGAUGUGGAGCUGCUUCUGUACUAUGAGAACACCCAUCAGUCCACUGCUGUGGUGGAGGCCGGAGCAGCUGCAGCUCAGUCAGGGUCUCUGAUGGGCGACCCAGCGCUCAUGAUCAGUUUGUACCCAGAGUUCCCUGCGGAGGUGAUGUCAUCAUUGGCAUCUCAAAGAGAGUUCGUUUUUCUGGUCGACAGAUCCGGCAGUAUGAGCUGGAAGAUGCAUCAUGGGAAAGACGCACAGAAGCGCAUUGAAAGUGCAAGAGACACGCUGCUGCUGCUGCUGAAGAGUUUGCCCAUGGGAUGCUACUUCAACAUCUACGGAUUCGGCUCUUGCUUUGAGUGCUUCUUCCCUCAGAGUGUUGUGUACAGCGAGGUCACGAUGGAAGAAGCUCUAAGGAGAGUAAAGAGCAUGAGCGCAGAUAUGGGUGGCACAGAGAUCCUACAGCCUCUGAAACACAUCUACAGUCAGCCCUGUUACCCAAGGUGUUUUUCUCAUCCUGAGAUUUUCUCUCAGCUGUUCGUCUUCACUGAUGGAGAGGUGUGGAACACGAAGGAGGUGCUGGAUCUGGUGAAGAGUCAGACUUUCUCUCACAGGUGUUUCUCCUUCGGGAUCGGUGAGGGUGCGAGUACGGCUCUCGUCACAGGAAUGGCCAGAGAAGGUUCUGGUCACGCUCAGUUCAUCACAGGGACUGACCGCAUGCAGCCCAAAGUGAUGCAGUCGCUCAGGUUUGCUCUCCAGCCAGCUGUGGAUGAUAUCUCUGUGGAUUGGACCGUUCCUGAGGGCGUGAUGGUGGACAUGCUGUCCCCACCCAUCAGUGCACUGUUCCAGGGUCAGAGGGCGCUCAUCUAUGCUCAGAUUAAAGGACAGGUCAAAGCUAGUUCAGGAGAGACCGAAGGAGCUGUAACUGUGAAAUACAGGCUAAAAGAUCAACCAGUGACUAACCAGCUCCAGUUUACUCUUAAACCAAAGGAAGACACAGGGCUGACGAUCCACCGGCUGGCGGCCCGGUCUGUGAUCCGCUCUCUAGAGCUGCAGGAGCAGGCCGGACGAGCUUCAGGUGUGGAGAACAUCAGGAGCAGGAUUGUGGAGCUCAGCGUUCAGGCCGGAGUGAGCAGCGUUCACACGGCCUUCAUCAGCGUUAAUAAAGACAGCAAACAGACGGUCAAAGGGCCGCUGCUGCAGAGGAGAGUGCCAACAGGGCUUAUGUUCGGAGGAUCUGCAGCGUAUGGUGCCCCUAUGCCAAUAAACUGUAUCGUGUUUGGUGCCCCUAUGAAUAUGUGCGGAAUGGCUGCUCCUGGAGCUUUAGGAAGUGCGAGACGUGCACGGCCACCAGCAUAUUCUUCUGCACAGUUUAAGAGAAGUAAACAGCCAACAGUCGAACCUGAGCCCCGGAUGGACCCUUUGCUCCGGCUGGUCUCUCUUCAGAAGGCCGCGGGAUGCUGGGAGCUGAACGCCGCACUGGCUGACGUGUUUGGGAAGACGGAGGACGAGGUGACCAAUCACAGACCGGCUCAGGUGGACGGGUCAGUGUGGGCCACCGUCCUCGCUCUCAUCUGGUUACGUGCGUAUAAAUUAGAUCAGCGGGUGGAGUGGCAGUUUGUGGCCAUGAAGGCGGCGUCAUGGGUCCGCUCUCAGAAACGUGACGGCCUGUCUCAGUGUGUGUGUGAGGGGAACAUGCUGUUAGGAUCUCAGGUGACUGAAGACGCGCUGGGAAUCUGAAGACUGAAGAAUCGUGUGCUGACAGAAGACCAAAGAACUCUCACUCUUUAUCACAAACAUCUGCGUGUUUCUUUACUAGGCUAAAAUAUAAACAUUUUUAACAGAAUAAAACUAAAAAACGAAAAAAAAAAUUCUGUAUCAGUGGCAGAGAGGUUUUUUUUUGUGUGUGUGUAUGUAAGCUUCAGGGCCUGUUCUAAAUGCAUGUUAUUGCUCUAAAUAUAAUUCUAAAUGUAUAAUCUUAAACAUUAGGCAGCAAAACUGAUGACACAGCAAUCAUCUCUGCAUGCUAACAACGGCGAGAGGAGAGAGCUGAGUCGAUCAUCUACAGGGGUUUAUACUUACACAUACAGUACCAGUACAUUAGAUCAUGGACACUUUACUAUUCUAUACUGUAUGUACAGUGCACUGUAGCACAUGUUGUACACCUUCAAGCGUGUGACUGUCAAAUUUUGUUUGUAACCAUUUUUAUGUGUAGGCCCUACUGCACUACUGACUCGACUUUUACACCGUUUUCAAUUUCACAAAACACUUUUUAGAAAACAAAACACACAGUUCUCUAUGUAACACACACAAAUCUAACAGGAAUUAAUAUUAUGGCAAAUGUGUUUGAUUUUGAGAUGUUUUUAUGAUGUUUUGAACGCAGUGCUUCAUUUUG
Messenger RNA from Cyprinus carpio (common carp), 3147 nucleotides. RefSeq names its product von Willebrand factor A domain-containing protein 5A-like. The record is from RefSeq and is a predicted model, not a curated record. The coding region runs from base 114 to 2492 and encodes 792 amino acids. The transcript is spliced from 20 exons. NCBI's taxonomy places the organism in Eukaryota, Metazoa, Chordata, Actinopteri, Cypriniformes, Cyprinidae.